AUGAUUCGCGGCGGUAGCAGCUACGUGGCAUCACCUCCUUCCUUCUCCAACGACGCUAAGAAGCUUCUUGUCUGCACAGGAAACACUGUCUCCGUUUUCAGCGUCGCCACUGGCUUAAAGAUUACUUCCCUUGAAGGCCACACAGCUCCAGUGACUACUCUAAUUGUCGUUCCUGCUUCGACUGCUGCUCAAAAGAUCCUAUGUUAUUGCUGGACUGCUUCUCUUGAUGGUACAAUUCGUCAUUGGGACUUGUCAGGACCUGAGCUUUUGAAAACCAUUGAUGCCCAUGUUCCCAUUUACUCCAUGGUCAUUCCUUCUCUUUUGAGUGAGCCUCACCUAAUUGAUUCAAGUAAGUUAGUAGCUUAUGUUUCUGUUGAGGAUGCAAGUCUUGUUAAAGAAGGUUCCAAAGAGUUGCGUGGACAUAUCCGGAGAUUUAACUUAGCUAAAGAGCGUCUUCCUCGUGGAGAUACUUUGAAAGAGACGGAAGAGCCAAAGUCUAUAGUUAUUAGUCCCUCUGGAGAGUUUUUCGGAAUCCUCCACAAGUGCAAGAUCCAUGUAUGGGAUACUGUUACUUCUGGAGGGUCAACAAGGAAUGCAGUUUCCAAGAAGAUGACAUUGCAUCACACUAAGGUUAUCAACGCUUUUGCUUUUCAUCCCACGGAGAGGAUCAUAGCUGCUGGAGAUGUAACAGGAAGAGUGUUGAUUUGGAGAGGGUUCGGUAAUAGGAAACUUGCAUUGGGUAGUCAAAAGAAGAAUCUGAGAUCGGUGGUUGAUUUGGACAACCCUGGGGUGAGAGAUGGAGAUGAUGCUGAAUCUUCCACCACGUGGCAUUGGCAUUCUGCUGAAGUUAAUGUCCUUAACUUCUCUUCCGAUGGAGCAUACUUGUAUUCAGGGGGAAGGGAAGGGGUACUUGUCGUUUGGAAGCUUGACACAGGGAAGAAGAAAUUUUUACCAAGAAUAGGGUCUCCCUUGUUGUAUUUCAUCUGGUCACCAGAUCCAACUCUUUCUUCUGUGGUUUGUUCAGAUAAUCAGAUCCAUUUACUUAAAAUGCCUUCCAUGGAGAUCUUAAGGACCAUUACUGGAAUCAAGCCUCCCCCGUCAUUGCCUAAGAUGUAUGAAGGCUUGGCUAGUACUGUUGCUUUUGAUAGAUCUUCUGGCGUAGCUGCUCUGUGCACAGAGAAUUAUUGUGUUCAGCUAUACAAUCUUCUCAAUGACCGGGGAAUUUCAGAGGUUCAAGUUUGUGAAAGAAACCAUCAACCAGGCGAUGAAAUCACA
Molecule: messenger RNA, 1275 nt
Organism: Eruca vesicaria subsp. sativa (arugula)
Lineage: Eukaryota; Viridiplantae; Streptophyta; Magnoliopsida; Brassicales; Brassicaceae
Source: the annotation of a GenBank genome assembly